AUGAGAUGCCUCAGAAGAGCAGUGGGGAAAACUAGAAGAGACAAGAUCAGAAACGAGGUGAUCAGGGAGAUGGUUGGCUCCACCAAUGUACUCAGGUACAUUGAGCACCAGCACAUCAAGUGGUUUGGCCACCUCGUCAGACUGCCACCCUCACAACCAGCCCACAGAGCCUACAACAUCCAAGGGUCAGGACGGAGGGCCAGAGGGAGACCCCGCCGCCGCUGGAUAGACGGUGUGACGGAGACCCUGAGCGCCCAUGGCCUGACACCGCAGCAAGCCACUCGACUUGCCCAGAACCGCCUUCUCUACCUCCCCGCGACGCCCCCAUAG
Branchiostoma belcheri (Belcher's lancelet) is the source of this 330-nucleotide messenger RNA. RefSeq lists its product as uncharacterized. The record is from RefSeq and is a predicted model, not a curated record. The coding region runs from base 1 to 330 and encodes 109 amino acids. The transcript has a single exon. NCBI's taxonomy places the organism in Eukaryota, Metazoa, Chordata, Leptocardii, Amphioxiformes, Branchiostomatidae.